AUGCCGUUGGAUAGAUAUAACCACCACUUUACUCAUUCCGUUUCGCCUUAUUACCGUCGCCAAUCUUCUGUUCCUACUGGUGCUGCUUCUCCCGCUUAUACUUUAUAUUCUGAUUCCGCUUCUAACACUUCUUUUGUUCCUCCUGGUGCUGCUUAUCCGGCUUAUACUUUAUCUUCUGCUUCCGCUUCUAACAUUGCUUCUUUUGUUCCUUCUAUUAAUACUAAUUAUUAUUGUUCUUAUUAUCACGACCCUUCUUAUUCUUAUGCUAUUCCCGAUUUUGUUAACUCUCCAUAUUUUACUCCUUCUACUUAUUUUUCUCCUGCUUCUUCUAUUUCUUUGCCUAGUUCUUCUUCUAUUACUUUUAUUUCACCUACUUAUGUUUCACCCGCUUCUUCCACUGCUUUAUUAACUGCUGCUUCUUCUAUUACUUUGUCUAAUUCUUCUUCUAUUACUACUAUUUCGCCUACUUAUGUUACUCCUGCUUCUUCUACUGCUUUAUUAACUGCUGCUUCUUCCACUAGUACUACUCCACUUCUUUAA
Molecule: messenger RNA, 540 nt
Organism: Diversispora eburnea
Lineage: Eukaryota; Fungi; Glomeromycota; Glomeromycetes; Diversisporales; Diversisporaceae
Source: the annotation of a GenBank genome assembly